AUGCGGUUUGGUAGCGCUCUAGCAGGGAUCUUGAUCUCAAUUACCGGCACCAAUGCCGUAGCGCACAACCCCAUCGUUUCCAAUGCUGAGGUAGCUUAUCACCGCAAUUAUCUGUACGUCGGGGGCCAGUAUGUGCAGGACAACUCAGGCGGACAUGUCUUCACUGAUCAGAUGUAUGUGGAGAAACUCACUCCCACGCAAGGAGUGACCAAGGAGCACCCGGUUGUGUUUAUUCAUGGUCAAGCGCAAACCGGCACGAACUGGCUGAACAAGCCCGAUGGUGGAAGCGGCUGGGCUUCCUACUUCCUCUCUCAAGGCUACGAAUGCUACCUGAUCGAUCAGACCUUCCGUGGCCGCAGCCCCUGGUUCCCAAGUAAUGGCACCCUUAAAACCUACAGCGCUGAGAUCUUGCAGCAGCGAUUUACAGCCGCGAAGCAUUACAUGCUCUGGCCCCAGGCCGCGCUGCACACUCAGUGGAACGGUACUGGCAUGAUGGGUGAUCCCGUUUUCGACACCUACUACGCCUCGACUGUGGAGUUCUUUGGAUCCAGUACCGGUCAACAGUAUACCAUGCAGGAGGCCGGUGCGGCAUUGCUGGACCUUAUCGGUCGCCCGGUGGUUCUGCUCUCCCACUCGCAAGGAGGUCUUAUGCCAUGGAUCAUCACUGAUGUACGCCCGGACCUUGUCCACGCCAUCGUGUCCCUGGAACCUACCGGCCCUCCCUUCCAGGAGGCUGUCUUCAGCAACACGUCUUCUCGUCCGUACGGUCUCACGGACAUUCCCCUUACUUUUGAGCCCGCCGUGUCGGAUCCCAAGAAGGACCUUGUGCGCCAGGUUAUCCCCAGCAACUCCACUGCGCAGUCCCCUUGCGUCAUUCAAGCCGAUCACCCGGCGCCUCGCAAGCUUGUUAACCUGCAAAAGGUGCCGACUAUGAUCUUGACCACUGAGUCUUCUUACCAUGCUCCCUAUGACUGGUGCACUGUCAAGUUCUUGCGCCAGGCUGGCGUGCCCACGGAACAUCUGCAGUUGGGUGAGAUUGGCAUCCACGGUAACGGUCACAUGGUGUUCAUGGAGAAAAACAGUGACCAGGUCGCGGAGGUCAUCCAGACGUGGAUUGAGCGCCAGUAACUGGUCUCUUGAGAAGGACUGAUGUGGCUAG
This is a messenger RNA of Aspergillus caelatus, 1159 nucleotides long. RefSeq names its product alpha/beta hydrolase. The transcript has 2 exons. Bases 1 to 1128 code for a protein of 375 amino acids. The record is from RefSeq and is a predicted model, not a curated record. NCBI's taxonomy places the organism in Eukaryota, Fungi, Ascomycota, Eurotiomycetes, Eurotiales, Aspergillaceae.